Messenger RNA from Drosophila subobscura, 1069 nucleotides. Its product is annotated as zinc finger protein 585A. Gene Ontology annotation, biological process: regulation of transcription by RNA polymerase II. The record is from RefSeq and is a predicted model, not a curated record. Gene Ontology annotation, molecular function: RNA polymerase II cis-regulatory region sequence-specific DNA binding; DNA-binding transcription activator activity, RNA polymerase II-specific. The transcript has 3 exons. Gene Ontology annotation, cellular component: nucleus. NCBI's taxonomy places the organism in Eukaryota, Metazoa, Arthropoda, Insecta, Diptera, Drosophilidae. Bases 113 to 937 code for a protein of 274 amino acids.
UAAAUCAGUGCAAAAAGUAGCUUCCAGCAGUGAGGUCUAUAUUAAAAAAGCAAAAAAGCAAAAAGCUAAUUUAGUUUAAACGUUUUUUUCGAGCUGUGAGUUUUAUUUCAAAAUGCCGAGACUUUUCCUAAGCAAAGAGGAGCGCUUGCAAAAGCGCAGUGAAGCCCUUGCCUAUGAUAUAGACGAGAUGGAAGCAAUGCUAAAACCUGAUGAAGACAACACUGCUGCUGCUGCUAAGCCGAUUGAGAGUGACGCCAAUAAAGAAAAUAAAUCGCAGCUCACCUUCCACUAUGGCAACCGUUCGCCGAGCGACGACUGGCUCAAGAGCGACGACAUACCCAUCGUGGUGCGUCGCCAGUGGGAGGAGCGCAACGGACGCCAGCUGAUGGACCUGCAGCCGGAGGACGCCAACGAGAGCGAAGAGUUCAGCCACACCGUCUGGGAGCUGGAAAAGCCGGGCCAGAGCCAAGAGCCAGGCAAGAAGAAAAACGGCGCCAAAAUCGGCUACAUCAAGGUGACCAAGGACGGCAAGCGCGUCUUUCUCAAGGACAAGCAGGGUGCCAAGCAGGUCGCACAGCAGCCUUCGGCCAACGCCGAUGCACCGCAAACCAAAACAGUUACACGACGCACCAAGCAGAAGGGAGAGCAGUUUCCGUGCACCGAAUGCGACAAAGUCUUCAACCACUCGUGGAUGCUGGUGGCCCACCAGCGCACACACACGGGCGAGCGUCCAUACGUCUGCCCAGAGCCAAAGUGCCUGAAAUCAUUCGCCGAUCGCUCGAAUCUGCGCUCGCAUCAGCGCACCAAGGGCCAUCACACCUGGGACCAUCAGUGCGGCCAGUGUGGCAAGUAUUUCAAUCAGGAGAACUUCCUCAAGCGUCACACACUGGACGCCUGUCGCAAGUAUCUGUUGAACAUAACACACAAGAAGACAUAAAGGAGGGGGCAUAGAAAAUAAAGGGGGAAAUACAAAAUAAAGGGGGAAUUAGAAUUAUAAAGGGAAUUUUAUUGCGCAGCAAUUUGCGGAAUUUUUAGAAACAUUUUACCCUGUACACGUUAUACAUAAAUG